AUGGCUUCUCCGGAGGUGACCGACGAUGAGGUCUGUCCACCAGAAGUCGAGCCCAUCAGACUGCGAUCUUACCAGCAGGAGAUGCUCGAGCGGGGCCUGGAACGCAAUGUCAUCGUGGCCAUGGACACUGGCAGUGGCAAGACACAUGUGGCCAUUUCCCGCAUUCAAGCUGAGCUGGAACGGACGACAUCCGACAAAUUGGUCUGGUUCACCACACCGAGCGUGGCCCUCAGUAUGCAGCAGUUCGAGGUCAUCAGCGCGCAUCUCCCGGCAUACCUGGUCAAGAUCCUGACUGGGCAAGUUGGUGUGGACGCCUGGACUGAUCAAUCCAUUUGGGAUGCCGUCUUGACGAAUGUGCGGGUCGUCGUCGGGACGCCUAAGGUUCUGGAAGAUGCUCUGACCCAUGGCUUCGUCACCAUCUCGAGACUCUCGUUGCUCGCGUUCGACGAAGCCCACAGAUGCCUUGGCGACAGUCCAAUGAACACAAUCAUGCGAGACUUUUACUAUCCCACCAAGGCCAGAGGGGGUGCAGUCCCUCACAUUCUCGGUUUAUCUGCCUCUCCCAUCAUGUCUGCGAAGAGUAGCACUCUUGAAGACAUUGAGAGGAAUUUGGACGCCGUCGCUAUUACGCCCAAAAUCCAUCGUUCGGAGCUGGAGAUGCAUGUUCAUCCUCCUUCGCUAACAACCGUCAUGUACUCUGAAGGACUCAACAAUCCACCACGGAUACUCGAGGCCCUUCAGCGAGUGGUGAAUUGCUACGACCUCUCUCAAGACCUUCGCAUUCUGGAGCUGCUCAGCAUCGGCGAUGAGAAGUCGCACAGGGCAUCUCAGGCACAGAUCAACAAGCCUGGCACGUAUUGCUCCAAACAGCUGAAGACACUGUAUACUCGAGCGAAAGCGAUCCUGGAACAGCUCGGCGGAUCCGCAGCAGAAUGGUAUACCACCCAAUGUAUCGAGCGAUUCAGGGCACGGAACGAAUCGCAGUCUCUCAUCUUGCCCGAUGUCAGUGAGAAAGAGUGGGCCCAUCUCACCCGCAUCCUUGACGGCGUCUUUCUCUCGAACGAUGGCUCAGGGCGCGAUACACCAAUACCUCCAAUGAUGAGCGACAAAGUCCAUUCGCUUGUGAGAAUACUCCAGCAGGAGCCGCCCUCAACACUACGGGCAAUCGUCUUCGUCGAGCAGCGGGCGGUGGUAGCUGCCCUGGCCGACCUUCUCCAAAAGGAAGCUGAGCUUCAGCUGUCAUUUGGGACAUAUGUGGGCGCAUCGCAGUAUGCGAGAAAAUCGUCUAUAGCCGACCUGGUAGAUCUGAGGCAACAGGAACAGGACCUCAUCGACUUUCGCGAGGGCAGGAAGAACGUCAUGAUCGCCACCAAUGUUUUGGAGGAAGGCAUCGACGUCAGUGCAUGCAACCUUGUAGUCUGCUUUGAUGAGCCGAAGAAUCUGGUGUCGUACGUGCAGCGGCGAGGACGUGCUCGGCAGAGAGAGUCCAAAUACGUCGUCUUCCUGUCCCACAAUUCUCCAGCCGCCGAUCAAUCGUCGUGGCAGCGUCUUGAGGCCGAGAUGAAGGAAGCAUACAUGCGAGAACGAGAAGUGGAACCUGUUAUCCCCGAGUCGGAUGAGGAACUCUCCAGCCGUUCGUACACCGUCCCAAGCACAGGCGCAAGGCUCACUCUACAGAACGCCAAAGCUCAUCUCUAUCACUUCUGCGCCGUCGCAUCGAACCACGCCGGGCCCUAUGUGGACGUCAGACCAGAAUUCGAGGCGCGAAGUAACGGCGGAUCGCGGCCAUGGACAGCCCAGGUGACGCUGCCGGCCUUUGUCAGCCCCAGCGUUCGCACGGCUGUAAGCUCCACGGCGUAUUCAAGCGAGACCACUGCGAUCAAAGAUGCAGCCUUUGAGGCGUCCGUCGCCCUCCACAAGGCAGAGCUGGUGAACGACAAUCUUCUGCCCUUUGCCAACGAAUAUGUGCCGGAAGUUGGCCAAGACCACAUGGAUCAGGCUUCUUUGAUGAAGAUAGCGCCGCGCGAGUCUGCUUGGAGACGUCUCGCUGGGACGUCCGAAGAUCAAGUAGAGUGGUAUAAGCAUGCGCUCAGCGUUGGUGUCGGCGAGAGCACGAUCGAAGUGCUUGUUUACCUUCCGUGUGCCUUUGGCUCUCAGUCGUUGGUCUUCGAUCUCUUCUGGAACCGCGAGAUCACAUUCACAGCCAGGCUAGAGAGCGUAGCCAACUCGAUUCCAGAGAACAGUAACGACCAACUCGACGAUUUCCGUCGCUUCACGCACACGGUGUUGAGAUCGAUGCAUGGCACCCGCAUGCCCGACCGGAAAGAGCGCAACUUCGCCUACAUUGUCUCUCCAACCAACGGGAUGAGAGACGCAAAUCAGGACUUACAAGGGCAUGAUUCAGCUUCGGCCCUCGAGAGAUCGCCUCCCCCUUCAGAUCGGCUUCGUACCAUUCGUACACCGUAUCUUGAAAAUGGUACAAUGCUCUGGACUGGCGAUGAACCUAUUACGAAUGAAGAUGGAGAGAAGGAGGUUCAAGUCACCGCAUUCCCACGUCGCAAGAACUUUCUGAGACCGAUGGACCCUACUGGUAACGAAGGCGCUGCGCAUACUGCUGUGCAGAGUUUGCUAAUCAGGGAUUGUACGCUGGAUCGACUGCCGACUGAGUAUACCAUACUUGCGGCAUUCGUCCCUUCCAUCAUGCACCGAGUCGAUUUAGCCCUGACUGCACAACGAAUGCAGGAUGAGGUGCUUCCGGAGGUCUGCUUCGAUAACGUAGAUCUGCUGGUUCAGGCUACGUGUGCACCCUCGGCCAACGAAGUGUUCGACUACAACCGGCUUGAGUUUCUUGGGGAUACCAUCCUCAAGUUCUACACUGUCCGCCAGGUGUCCGGGGAGCAUCUCAAUUGGCCAGAGAGAUAUUUGACACUCGAAGAGCACCGGCUCGUCAGCAACGCCACCCUGUGCAAAGCAGCCGAACGCCUGGGACUUGAUCGGUUUAUCAACACGAAAGGCUUGGCGAGCGCCAGAUGGCGGCCAGACUACCUGGACACUCCCAAAGACAGAACAGAGGUGCAGCGUGAAGUAUCCAGCAAAAUUCUGGCAGACGUGGUUGAAGCUUUGAUCGGAGCCGGCUACGUCGAUGGAGGCGAGCAGAAGGCCUUUUCUUGCUUACGAACUCUCCUGCCGGAGGGACACUGGUACCCGCACGCAGAUCCGAUCAGUGCAAUGCUCGAGAAGGUUCUCACGAUGGAUGUGCCUAGUGUGCGUCCUCUGGAGGAACUUAUCGGCCACAGCUUCAAACGUCCGGCUCUCCUUCUCGAAGCCAUCACGCACGCUUCGUUCCCCCACAACACUGGCCUGUCCUACGAACGCCUAGAGUUUCUCGGAGAUGCUGUGUUGGACAUGCUCAUUGCCCCAAAGCUCUUCGAACACCCGCGGAAGCUGCCCGAGUGGACCAUGUCUCGUUACCACGAUGCUAUAGCCAACGGGAAGUUCCUCAGCUACUGCUGCCUUGCCUUCUCGACGGAGGAGAAGAGCUACGACGCUGCCUUGCCGACCACCGCCACCGGCCGCGGUGUCGGACUUCAGGAGACAGUGCGGACCAUCCACCUCUACGACUUCCUGCGAUGCGGAGCACAAGUGUCUCAGGUCAAGCGGCAGGCUGAGGGAGCCUUUAGGCAAGCCCGUGAAACGAUCGACAACGCUUUGCACAAUGGAGAAGAGUAUCCAUGGCCCGAGAUUAUGGCUCUCGAGGCCCCAAAGUUCUUCUCAGACAUGAUCGAAUCCGUCCUCGGAGCCAUCUACCUCGACUCCGAAGGCGAUCUCGCCGCCUGCGAGCGCUUCCUUCAGAAACUCGGGGUGGCCGCAAUAUUGAAGAGGAUGCUUGAUGACCACGUCGAAGCAGUGUAUCCGAAAGAACAGCUCGGCAUUCUUGUUAGUGGGAAGGAGGUCAAGUACAAGACUACUGCGAGCAAGAUGGAAGAUGGGAAGAAGGCUUUCUCGUGUGCUGUGCUGGUUGAUGACAAACCCACGGCGACUGCAGAAGGCUGUGGGAAUAAAGAAGAAGCGGAGGCGAGGGCUGCGAGGGCGGCUGUGAGGGUGUUGGAAGAAGGGAGGAAGGCUUGCUUUAAGAAAAGGAAGCUUGAUUCGGUGACGGGGGCGGAAGAAGAUCUUGUUGAUUUGACGGCCCACUAG
Molecule: messenger RNA, 4197 nt
Organism: Saxophila tyrrhenica
Lineage: Eukaryota; Fungi; Ascomycota; Dothideomycetes; Mycosphaerellales; Extremaceae
Gene: dcl2
Product: Dicer-like protein 2
Exons: 4
Coding region: 1-4197 (1398 amino acids)
Biological process (GO): siRNA processing
Cellular component (GO): cytoplasm; nucleus; RISC complex
Molecular function (GO): RNA binding; ribonuclease III activity; ATP binding
Source: RefSeq, a predicted model, not a curated record